This is a messenger RNA of Parasteatoda tepidariorum (common house spider), 1073 nucleotides long. Its product is annotated as CD63 antigen. The record is from RefSeq and is a predicted model, not a curated record. Gene Ontology annotation, cellular component: plasma membrane. NCBI's taxonomy places the organism in Eukaryota, Metazoa, Arthropoda, Arachnida, Araneae, Theridiidae.
UAGUCAAGUAAUUCAACGUAAAAGUUUAACACGCACGUGACGUUCUAAAGAUUAUAACCGACCUGCUUUCGUCAGUGUGUUUCUCUCGCCUUAUCAAUUGCGUUCGAUAUCAGAUUUUGAAUACUCUCAUUCAACUUUGGAUUUUUGCUGCUGUUAAAUCUGACAAAAUGGGUAUAAAAUUCGUCAGACAUGUACUGAUCGCAAUCAAUUUUAUAUUUGUGUUGUGUGGAAUUGCGCUGAUCGUAGUUGGAGCUCUUGGGACCAAACAGGACAUGACACAUUUCAUGGAUAGCAAAUAUUUAACGGCACCUAUCCUUCUUUGUGCUAUAGGAGGUGUUAUGUUUGUAGUAGCAUUCUUAGGAUGCUGUGGUGCUUUGAGAUACAAUCAUUUUAUGGUGAUGGCCUUUGCUGUGCUCGUAUUCAUUAUAAUGAUUAUUGAGGUUGGUGGAGCAGCUGCUGCAUAUUAUUAUAAGGGACAGGUGGAAGAUUUUCUUAGAAAGAACAUGAAUACAAGUCUUGCCCAACAAAGAUCACAAUCUGUAAAAAUUUGGGAUAUGGUACAAUAUCGAUUCAAAUGCUGUGGUAUAGAUGGCCCUGAGGAUUAUGUUAAGCUAAAUCUUAAAAUCCCAGACAGUUGCUGCAAGUCAAACAAAGAUUGCUCCGAAGCAGAGUCUUGGAAAGGUUGCUUCUCACAAAUGCUUGAACUAACAAAGGGUAAUAUUACAAUCAUUGGUGGUGUUGCUAUUGGUAUAGCAGCAAUUGAGCUUAUAGGAUGCCUCUUUGCUUUGUGCUUAGCAAGAUCAAUCAAAAAAUAUAAUGAAGAUAGAUAAAUUGUGCAUUCAAAAAGUUCCUUAAGAACAAUGUUUACUUAAAUUAGUCUAUCGAUAUAAUUUUUCACUGUGUACUUAAACUUAUUAUAUUUUUUCAAAUGUGGUUGAAUCACCCUGAAACUUUUAUAUGUUUAAAAUGCUGAAUAUAGUGUAUGUUUUUGCAUUCAGCUAUAUUUUGGAUCAAAGACUUUUGAGCUCAUUUUUCUUAUUAAAAAUUAAUAAAUAGUUCACUUGGAAAAACGA